Malassezia sympodialis ATCC 42132 is the source of this 807-nucleotide messenger RNA. RefSeq lists its product as uncharacterized. The transcript is spliced from 2 exons. Bases 1 to 807 code for a protein of 268 amino acids. The record is from RefSeq and is a predicted model, not a curated record. Gene Ontology annotation, molecular function: threonine-type endopeptidase activity. Lineage: Eukaryota; Fungi; Basidiomycota; Malasseziomycetes; Malasseziales; Malasseziaceae. Gene Ontology annotation, cellular component: cytoplasm; proteasome core complex.
AUGAACAGUGUGUUGAGCAAGUUCGCCCCUUCGGAUCUUCUCCCUAUCCGGGAUCUUGAAGAGGAUCAAGGCGCACUAAACUCUCAGUUCUCUUUGCCCGCUUCUGACCCUGGUCGCUUCUUGGCCCAAUUUACCGAUGUGGAUUCUACGAACCAAAACGCUCGGAUCAAGCUCAACCACGGCACGACGACGCUUGCUUUCCGAUACAAAGGUGGUGUAGUGGUGGCUGUGGACUCUCGCGCCUCUGCUGGCUCCUAUAUCGCGUCAGGCUCUGUCAAAAAGGUGAUUGAAAUUAAUCCCUACCUCCUUGGUACGAUGGCAGGUGGUGCAGCAGACUGCCAGUACUGGGAAACUUACCUUGGCAUUCAGUGUCGCUUGCACGAAUUGCGGAAUAAGGAGCGCAUUUCGGUGGCUGCCGCCUCUAAAAUUCUAAGCAACCUAGUCUACUCUUACAAGGGCAUGGGCCUGAGCAUGGGCACAAUGAUCUGUGGAUGGGACAAGACGGGUCCUGCCAUUUUUUACGUGGACUCGGAUGGAUCGCGUAUGAAGGGUGAUUUGUUUUCUGUCGGCUCGGGUUCGACAUUUGCAUACGGUGUGUUGGACCAGGGAUACCACUGGGAUCUGUCGGACGAAGAGGCGCUUGACCUCGGCCGCCGAAGCAUCUACGCCGCUACGCACCGCGAUGCGUACUCAGGAAACGUAAUCCAUUACGAGGGUGUACCUGACCAGGUGCCCAAUGUCCCAGCUGGUGGUUAUGGCUACAAUGUGCGCACCGAUGGUCUGUCCUCGAAAGACGACAAGCACUAG